GGGGAUGGGACAGGACAGGACAACACAGCCGCUCGAGAGCUGGCCCCUCUCAGCAAGGCUCCAGUUGCACCGCCGACUCUUGCUGGUCCCAGGGGCGAGGAGAUGCCGGCUCCUUUAGAAGGCGGUUUUAUUUUGCUGGGUUUAACAGCGGUGUGCAGGAGGGAUGGUAGGAUGUCCGCGGCCCGGCCCUCGAGCAUGAAACCCGCUUCUGAACACGUUUUGGCUAUUGCUGCACUCCCGAGUUUCUGUUCAGCCUCUGGUAAUCAGGCGUAGCCUGUGUUUUCUGCUUUAGAGCACAAUUGUCACUUCCCUUUCCCGUGUCAAGUGGGAUGGGAUCCGCAGUCUGUUUUAAACGCCGCUUCGCAUCUGCUAAACAGGAACGCGAUAGUCCUUCUAUUAAAUAUAAGUCUCUUCUUAAAUUCCCAUAAAACAGGUCAUUGGAAAAUCGCGUAAUAUGCUGCGAAUACCUUGGCUUUGUAAUGCACUCCGAAAUGCUUCGGAGCCACCGACCGUAUUUAGCUGUUUAUCCAAUUUUACUUUGAAUGAUUGCUUCAGCAAACUUGGUGGAGAUCAAAGAAUCCCUCCCUGACAUGUUCGCUUUUCAUUAGCGCUGGGCACUGCGGUCCCGGAGCGGCCGGGGAAGUUCGCUUGGAAGUUUUUGAUACCGUUUGGCUGAGAAGUGUCCAGAUAUUUGGAGGCUUUGUCCUUUGCAGUAAUUGCCAAUUUGGCAAGAUUCACUUGAGGUGAAAAGGGCGCGGAGGAAAAAAAGCCCCCCAACCCACCCUGCGUGCAUAUGUAUGCGCGGACACACAACCGCGCUCCGUCCCUAGCUUUUAUAUCCGUGGCUGCAUCUGUGUACCUGGCUCCUCUGAUGCAGAAAGGGCCUCCUGAGGGAGUCCUGAGUGCAGGGAGUGGGCCGGACUGGGUAAAGGUGUUGGCCCCAGGCCUCCGUGGGAUCCACGGCCCUUUGGAUGUUCUUUUACUGGGGGUGAGGGAGGCGGAGUUGAACCGCUUGUUCCAGAGCAUUACCUGCUUUCACCUCUCUUUCCCUCCCAGCGAGGCAAAGGAGCGUUCUCCCCGGGGAAAGCCCCCGAGCAGAAACUCCUUCCGAUUAAUUUUACCCCCAGCAUCCCGGGUGUGUUGACAGAGGGACAUGCCUGCGAACGCGACGUGUGACGGGGCCGCGGAGCAGCCGCCCCCUCCCCGCUUUCUCUGCUCCUAUAAUUUAUUUGAGGCGGAGGCAAAGGAGUGAAGUCAUCGGGCAACGAGCAAGCACGCACACUUUGCCCCCCUCCCCUACCCCGCUUUGGUCCCCCCCGGCAGCCUCUCCUGCCGGCCUGGGAAGCCGGGGAGAUUUAGAUCUGCGAGGCUUUCAGCCAUCACGUGUUUAAAUACUUGAUAUAAAACCCCGGCGCAGGGGAUCCAGGCGGGGGGACUUUAAGACCAGCCCUCUCCAGGGACCCUUUUGUUCAGCUCUCAAACAUAAGCACCUUCUCGACUCGCCAGGACUUCAGUGGCAACUUGGCCAAGCAGGAAAAACCCGACUUUGGGAGAGCCGCCCCCGGCCUCGCAGCCCUCCGCGAUGUCACGCUCCUUCUAUGUCGACUCCUUAAUCAUCAAAGACUCCUCGAGGCCGGCUCCGUCCCUUCCUGAGCAUCAUCACGGCCAGGACUUCUUCAUCCCUCUCAGCAUGCCUUCCCCCCUCGUCAUGUCGGUGUCGGGCCCGGGCUGCCCGUCCCGAAAGAGCGGCCAGCAGCCGCCGCCCGCAGCCUCGGUGCCCGCCGCCGCCGCCCUGGGACACCCUGCGCAUCACCCCCCUGCCUGCGGCGCCACCGCCUACAGCGUCAGCGACCCCCGGAGGUUUCACUGCCUCGGCAUGGGAGGGUCCGAAUCCAGCCAAAUUCAAAAUGGGAAACGGAUGAGGACUGCUUUUACCAGCACCCAGCUCUUGGAGCUGGAGAGGGAAUUCUCCUCGAACAUGUACCUGUCCCGGCUGCGCAGGAUCGAGAUAGCCACGUACCUGAACCUGUCCGAGAAGCAGGUGAAAAUCUGGUUCCAAAACAGGAGGGUGAAGCACAAGAAAGAAGGCAAAGGCACUCAGCGAAACUCGCACGGGGGCUGCAAGUGCAGCACCAGCCAGGGCCAUUACCCCCGGUCGGAGGAUGAAGAGUCUCUAUCCCCCUCAUCGGCUACCGAGGAUAAAGAGAUCUCCCCGCUAUGAGCCCGGCUCGGAGCUCGGCUCCCGCCGCCGGCCCCAGCCCGGAGCGAGGUGGCGGCACAGCUGGCACAGCUGGCACCGCUGCCCACGGACCGCUGACCUGCGGCGGGCUGGCACCCCCCGCCGCGGAGGGUUAAUUGUCAUCCAUUCGCAGUAAUAGAAAGAUAUAUAUAUAUAUAAAUAUAUUUUCGGAAUGUAAAUGUUUUAGUCAUGGGAGUUCAAACGAAACGUUAUUUAUGUAACCCCAGGAGAGUGCACCUGCUUUUUCUAAAAUGUAACAUGGGACAAGGCUCGCAUGGCCCGGGGUGCCUUCCUCUGUAUCCCCCCCAGGCAAUUUAAAGGAAAAAAAGAAACACAUUCAAAAUCGAAAGGCGAGACUUUUUUUACAGCUAAAACCUGUAGAGAACCUUCUGGAUGGACUUAUUAACAAAAUUAAGAAAUGACAUAAAAAUCGCCCGUUUGGGUUUGGGACGGUUGUUUGUCUGUGAAUAGUUUUAUAUAAAAAUUAUAUUUAUA
Molecule: messenger RNA, 2734 nt
Organism: Cyanistes caeruleus (blue tit)
Lineage: Eukaryota; Metazoa; Chordata; Aves; Passeriformes; Paridae
Source: RefSeq, a predicted model, not a curated record